AUGGUAACUUUUUCAUCCAAUGGUAACUACAUGUACCAUGGUAACAAUGCUAAGCAGCCAAUCAAAAUCAAGGAUUUCAUCCAACGAGGCCCUGGAGCUGUAACACCAGGUGGCAAGGCACAUCGAGCUAAUGUUCUUGAGAAUGAUAAUAUUCUGGCCAUCAAUGGCUGUGACAUGGCCAGUGUUACCCAUCUAGAUGCACAGAACUUCAUCAAGUCCAAUGUUGGGGACCUCAUCUUUGAUGUAGAGAGGUCAGCUCAAGCAACUAUCUGGACACCAGAGGUCAAUCAGCAGCCUGAUACCGGUAUCAAUGUAUCACUCAAGGCUAAUAAACAGCAAUUCCAGCAUGCAGGCAGCAGUCACAACGUCAAACCCCGCCUCUUCCCAGGAUCCGGAGGGGGAGCGGCCCAACCCCAGUCGGCUCCAAACAUGGUCCACAAGCAAUUCAACUCACCCGUAGGGAUCUACUCCGCCCAGAAUAUCGCCGACAGUUAUAGAGGACAGACGGAAGGCACGGCUUCGUCUAAUACAUAUGAGGAUGAUCAGCAGGCUCCUCCUGCAUGGCAGAAACCCUCGUCCUAUGGCGCAGGAUCCGGUCAACCAAGUAGAUCAAGAAGCUUCAAUUUGGUUCAAAAACUAGCCGCAGAAGAUGAUAGGGAUUAUGGAGGUCAGCCAGCAUCAGCCCCGGCACCAGCCCCAGCCGCUGCACCUGCUUACCGACCAGGCGGAACUCGGUCUGUUAGGGCUCCCGUCGCUAAGCCAUCAUCCGGAGGCGCCCAGCCAGCGAAUGCCUUGCCAGUCUGUUACAAAUGUGGUGAAAAUAUUAUGGGUCCAUUUGUGAAGGUGCGCGGUAAACCCCUCAUGCCGGAAUGCUUUACCUGUGAAUCGUGUGGCACAUCUCUACGCAAUAAAGACGGCGGCGAGGGAGAAGGAUUCUUUGUUAUCAAUGAGCUGCUGUACUGUGAAACCUGCAAGAAUCGCAUCCAGCAUCAGACAUAAUCAAGGUCAAGUGUGCUUCUCUGACUAAUCAGUAAAUGUGCCUGGAGAAGAGCACAUUACCGUACCUUAAAUUCCUCAUGCCGUCUGUGAGAUGAUUUUUAACCGAUUUCCAAAUCCUGAAAUUCUGCAGCCUCAUUUUUUCACAUACAUGUGUCCUUUCUUGAAAUCAAUUAUUAUGUCUGCACUGCCAAACUUGAUGAAUGCCAUGUCUUGCCUGAUAUUGUACAUUUUCACAAAGGAUACAUAUAUAUCUCAAUAUUAUAUCCAACUGAAUGUAUUGCAUAUAUGUGGCAGUAUUGCACAGAUAUUAUAUCUACAUGCAAUUGAGUUAUGAUCAAUAUAUAUGCAUUUUAAUACUAUCCGACCUACAAGUUUCGAAUGCUGGCAAUGAAUGCUCUAUAUUUAUGUAUAUUAUUUUGGUUUUGAUUAAAAUCAAAAUUAGAUUUUAUGCAUAUACACCAGUUUGCAAAUUUAUGUGUAUCAUUAUCCCAUCCCGUGCCUUAAAACCUAAUCCUUUCAUGAAUAUUCAUUAGUAUUCAGUCUUCCAAGGAAAUUGCAUCUAUUCUCACCGCUUUGCAAUUUUUAUUGAUUAUCAUAUGUGUACAUGAACCAGUCUAUUUAUUUCUAAAGUAGACUCAUGCAUAUGCAUUGCUUAGUAUGCAAAUAUAUGUCUAUCACCAAAUUGCUUGCCUUAUAGCCUAACCUUUGCCAUGAAUAUUCAUUAGUAUUUAGUCUUCCAAGGAAACUGAAUCUUUGCACACUCCUUUUGUGAUUCUUGUGAAUUAUUCAUGAAAUAGUCUAUUUAUUCUUUAUUUAUUAUGAAAUACAUAAUCAUCAAUUCUAUAAGGAAAUGUUUUCUAAAAGUAAUAUAUAUAAUUAUUUAUUAGCUAUGGGGUAUUCAUUUAUACUAUUUUUCUUUACCUUUGUUAUUAUAAAUAAAUUAAAUUCACUUCUGAUUUUCUUAACUUCCAAACCUGAACAUUUUAUUUUUAGCAGUAUUUUUAUUACAUAUCAAUUUAUUUUAUAUCAUUAUUAUGAUGAUAUCAUCAUUGUCUAUUGCUAAUCAUUUUAAUGUGUAAAGUACAUAUAUGAUAUAAGAUUUAUUUUAGUAUUAGUUUAUACUUCUAUUUUCUAUUCCUCAUAUUCUAAUUUCAAUGGAAAAUCCCUUUCUUGCCAUUGGCAAAUUUAUGCCCUUAUUGGUAAACAAAAACAAUCUCAUUUAAUUUAAAAGGGAUGGAUUUCUUCAUUAUUUUCCUGUUUUUGUGAAUCUUUCUCUUUUCCCUAUUUUCUCUUUCAGAGAGGUGAAUAUAGACAAUGAAGAUAUUAUUUUCUUUUUGUAGCAUUUCUUUUUCAUGUAGUAUAAUAGUGACCAACAGAUAUAGCAUAUGGAUAUAGGUCUGAUAUAAUCCUUUUUUUUUUAUCUGUCUUUGAAACCAUAUUUUAUUUGAUUUAUGACAUUCAUCUGACCAGGGGAUGUAUCACAAACAGAUUUGUUUGAUAUCUUCAACAUUAUUGAUGGUAUUUUUUGUAUUAUGAUUUUCCAUAGGCUUUCAACUGUUACACUUAUUGUACGAUUGAUUGUAUAUUUUGUGUAACCGGGCCUUUAUCAUUUAGUAUCCCCUCAGAUAGUAUUAUUUGUUGUUUUAUGCUAUUAUCAAAUAGAAAUACAUAAUGAGAUCACUGUAUAUACUUGAAUAAAGAUUAGAAGUAGUACAAAUAUGAAAAAAAAAUAUUUUAGUUACAUGUAGAAUGUAUGGGAAAGAUAAUGAUUUUAAUUUUAGAAUCUUGUUGUGUGAAUAUUAUUUAUAUAGUUGUAGAACCUUUCAGGUUUGAUUAAGGAUCAUGAAGGAACUUCUGAAAUCUAAUUUUUCUUAAAAUUUUAGAAAAAAAAAGUUCUUUUAAUUUUGUUGUUAUGAACUCAAUAUGUACAAUGUUGCAUUGUAAAAUUACAUUACUGCUUUACUGUAAAAACCUUUGUUCUCUAUAUAGCCAAAAUAAAGAGGCGUAUCCAAUUA
Messenger RNA from Lytechinus pictus (painted urchin), 3014 nucleotides. Its product is annotated as PDZ and LIM domain protein 3-like. Lineage: Eukaryota; Metazoa; Echinodermata; Echinoidea; Temnopleuroida; Toxopneustidae. The coding region runs from base 1 to 999 and encodes 332 amino acids. The transcript is spliced from 10 exons. Gene Ontology annotation, molecular function: actin binding; muscle alpha-actinin binding. Gene Ontology annotation, cellular component: adherens junction; stress fiber; Z disc. Gene Ontology annotation, biological process: actin cytoskeleton organization; muscle structure development. The record is from RefSeq and is a predicted model, not a curated record.